AUCAGAAUCAAGACAUUCAUCUACAGAAGAGUUAACGAGCGACGAGAAGAGCGACGAAUUAACGACAUCUAUCUUCAAAUCACUUCAACGCGAUCUGAAACAACAUAACUUUUAGACAACUUUGUGUGACAAAAUAAAAAUGUAUCCAUCCAGUCCUUCAUCAAGUAGCUCCCUGAAAUUCGACUCACACUGCUCCUACCCGGUCCCAACGGGCUAUGAGUUUGUGCGAAUCCUGGGACAAGGCGGCUUCGGGACGGUGCUUGAGUGCACGAACAAGAAAAGUGACGAGACUGCGGCAGUAAAGGUUUUCACACAGAUCAGACAUGCACAGUGGGAGGCUCGUAUCAUGAGGAUCCUCAUGCAGUACAAGAUGGACUCCUCCAACAUCAUCAAAUAUCAGGGGGCUUUUUCCGACAGCGAGACAAUGAGCCUGAUUUUUGAGUUGUUGGACAUCACCCUUGAGGAGUAUCUGAAUAUGUUCAAAACCAAAGUGAAAAUGCGACUGGAGGACAUCCGGAUUGUUAUUCAACAGAUGGCCGUAGCUUUCGACGCCUUGAAGAGUGUUGGUGUAAUCCACGGGGACCUGAAGUUAAACAACAUCAUGAUGGUGGAUCACGUGAGCCAGCCCUUCAAGAUCAAACUAAUAGACUUUGGUUUAGCUAUGUUCAGGUGGAAUACAACACCAGGAAAGCCUCUCCAGACACCUCAAUACAGAGCUCCAGAAAUCAUACUGGGGCUGCCAUUUUCAGAGGCCAUUGACAUCUGGUCACUGGGCUGUGUCAUGGCUUACUUGAUGUUAGGUGUUAGACUCUUUCCAUCCAAGACAGAAUACACGGCACUCAGAUUCAUGACUGAUCUCCUGGGUCCACCACCACAGCAUCUACUUAGGUUUGGGAGCAAAACGGGUUUGUUUUACAAGAAAGUAGACGGCCAGUGGCAGAUGAAGACCAAUGAGGAAUACUGCCAGGAGUGGGGCAAGGAGGAGUCUUCACUAAACAACAGGAGUUACACGUUCUGCUCCCUGGACGAAACAAAAGCGAUGCGUCUGGAGACAGAUAACCCUACAGAGGCUGAAGAGAGGAGGGAGUGUGUUGAGCUGCUGAAGGCGAUGCUCCAGUGGGAUGAGAAGGACAGGAUCACCCCCAGUGGUAUCCUCAAACAUCCCUUCAUCACCAAAAGCUACCUGAACAACACUUCCGACCUCAGUGGGCCCAGCAGCAGUGAACCUGAAGGCACCACCAGCCACAAUCACAUGGACGUGGGGACUCAAACUGAAGACAAUAUAAGUGAGGCUCUGCCACCAGGAGUCAUCUUGGUUCAGCCUGCAGACCCUGAGAACAGGAUCCACUUUGAGGAUGAGCCUAAAGAGGACCCUGGCCUGAGGUAAAGGUCUUUCUUCUAGCGAAACUCAUGGCU
Messenger RNA from Mugil cephalus (flathead mullet), 1416 nucleotides. RefSeq names its product homeodomain-interacting protein kinase 1-like. Gene Ontology annotation, molecular function: protein serine/threonine kinase activity; protein tyrosine kinase activity; ATP binding. The record is from RefSeq and is a predicted model, not a curated record. Gene Ontology annotation, cellular component: cytoplasm; nucleus. Bases 140 to 1387 code for a protein of 415 amino acids. Gene Ontology annotation, biological process: peptidyl-threonine phosphorylation; peptidyl-serine phosphorylation. NCBI's taxonomy places the organism in Eukaryota, Metazoa, Chordata, Actinopteri, Mugiliformes, Mugilidae. The transcript is spliced from 10 exons.